AACCGCGCGGGCCGCAGGCGCGUUGAUAAUACACGUUAGGCUAAAAGUCUUUCGAAUUUCAAAAAAAGAAUAGGUACCCUUCUUUAAAAAAAAUCCCGCUUUUCAAUUACGUCACGCAUCUUUAAUUUUUUUUAACCCGAAAAACUUUUGGAAAAGUUUGUUUUGAAGUUUGAUUUUUAUUUUUCAAAGAAUUAUUAUUUGUGUUUUGUUUUUGUUCAGUUAUGUGGUAACUUGAUUCUUUUUUCAAAAUGGUUUUCAUAUUUUGGUUGUUGUUUUACUCGGUGUUGUGAAGUGUUUCUUUUGGGGUGAAUUUGGAGUUUUUUUAAUGCUUUUUUGGACCUUUUAAAGCAAAAUGAAGCUUUUUUGGAAAGUUUUGUGCACUCUACUGGUCCUGGUGGACGCCGUCAUGGGUAACUGGUGGAAUUUAGCAGCACCGAGUAGACCCAUCCAGUCUUCUAACACUUCUUUAGAAAUCUUUACAACACUACACAAAGAAAGCUGUCAUAGAUUAGAAUACUUGGUCGAGCGACAAAAGCAAUUAUGUAUGCUAUCUGAUAAAAUGGUGCAGGUAAUACAAACAGGAGCACAGCAGGCAAUUGAAGAGUGUCAGCAUCAGUUUCGAAACAGCCGUUGGAACUGCAGCACCGUUGACAAUUCUACUGAUAUUUUUGGCGGGGUGCUAAAAUUUAAAUCUCGCGAAUCUGCUUUCGUCCACGCCCUGUCUGCAGCAGCAUUAGCACAUACAGUUGCACGAGCUUGCAGUCGAGGCGAACUAAAUGAGUGUUCUUGCGAUGCUCGUGUGAGAAAACGCACGCCGCGGCAUUGGCAGUGGGGAGGCUGUUCAGAGGACAUAAGAUACGGGGAGAAGUAUAGCCGGGACUUUGUAGACGCUAAAGAGGACAGGGAAACUGAUGAAGGUCUGAUGAAUCUACACAAUAACGAAGCUGGUCGUAGAGCUGUGCGUGGUCGCAUGCAGCGCGUGUGCAAGUGCCACGGCAUGUCGGGCUCGUGUUCCGUGCGCGUGUGCUGGCGCCGCCUGCCGCAGCUGCGGCUGGUGGGCGACGUGCUGAGCACCAGGUACGAGGGCGCUUCACAUGUUAAGGUCGUAGAAAGAAAAAGAGGUAAAAAUAUAAGAAAACUGCGACCGCUCCAUCCAGAUAUGAAAAAACCGAAUAAAACUGAUCUAGUCUAUUUGGAAGAUUCUCCUGACUACUGUGAGCCGAAUGAUGAGUUAGGGAUAUUGGGCACUCGGGGAAGGACUUGCAACAGGACCUCGGCCGGGUUGGACGGGUGUCGAUUGCUUUGUUGCGGUCGCGGAUACCAAACCAGAGUGAGAGACCACGAAGAGAAAUGCAGAUGCCGGUUUGUUUGGUGCUGUCGAGUGCAUUGUGAAAUUUGUCGAUCCAAACGGGAUCACCAUGUUUGUAAUUGAAUAAAGACACUCAUUUGUUAUGUUGACCAGUUAUUUUAAAAGUUGCUCUGGACAAGGAUGAUUAAUCCUGUUUGAAGAAAGAGAAGAUUGAUUUAGCAAAGAUUUUUUAAAAUGAUUUUAAAAAAGAAAUACAUUUUUAUUUUGAGUUUCAUUACUUUAACCCCAUUAAUAAUAAUUAUUAUUAAUUAUUAUUAUUAGAAUGUCCUUUAACAAAGAAGAUAAAUUGUUGAUUAAAAUAACUCAAUUUUUAAACGUUUUUAAAAUCAUUUGACACUAUUGUAACUUUAUUUUAGUUACGAAAGAAAAUGUUAUAAGUACAGUUCAUAAGUUCAAGCACUGUGUACUUAAUUGUAAUAUGAAAACAAGAUUUGAAUUUACUGCAAGAUUAGCAAGAGUAUUAUAAUUAAUAUAAACAAUAAGUUUUUAUAAUAAGAUCUUCAAAGUUAUUUUAAUAUUCAUUGUUAUAAGUAUCUAUUCAAUGAUAAUAAUAUUGAUUAAUUUUUGAAGUAAUAAAUAAUAUGAAAUGGUUCAAGUGCGACUUACCAAUUGCAAAAUACGGACUGAUAUGUUUAGUUACUUGUUUUCUGAUUAUAAGCUUUAAAAAUUCUACAGUAUUACCAACUAAUUUAUUUUAUUUUACGUAUUUAAUGUAAAUAUUACUCGCAAAGUUGUAAAUAGAAUUUUCGUUGCUAGGUUAUUUUAGUUAUCAGUACAAAACUACAAAAUGAACGACGAAAUACUUCCAAAUGGUUGUAAAAAGUAAUAUUUUGCCAAUUCUUUUCAACAAAACUUAUAUACAAAGUAUUUUCUGACCACAUUAGUCUAAAAUGGUUGGUGGCCCAUGAGUUUUGGAUUUAACUUUUCAUGAUAAAAUUUGAAAGUCAGAACUUUGUACUUUUUUGUCAAGCAAGUUAAAUCUAUGUUUUUUAGUGUUUAAGUGCUAACUUAAAAUAUUUUCGUGGCAAUUUAUUACUUUAUUUUGUAGUGGAUUGUAUCUACGUCGAUUGUAAAUAGUCACUAUGUACUUAAUGUACCUACUGAUUAGAGUUAAAUUAUUUUACGUUCUACCUCAGAAACGAAAUCUUUUUAACCAGCUUCAAUGAUUUUAGUUGUUUAAGGGAGACGUAAGCUCGAAUAGUCUUUGAAUCAUUAAUUGUUGAUUGUAAAUAAACAUUAUCGUACUAAGUUAGUAAUUUAUUGAAUUAGAUUGUGAUAGCUUUAUAGUUUAUAUAAUUAUACUCUAAGAACUUAACCAGUGGAAGCAUUAGUAUGUCGUAAUUUCAAAGUUUUUCACUUUCUAUAGUUUUGUAGAUUUAACCGUUGUAAAUACUCCAUAGUGAAUAUAGUAAUUGUUGUACAUCGUUUGUAUUAUCUUUAUUAUAAGGUUCAUAACUUGCAUUUGUUCUAAUCUAAACAAUUGUCUGUGGAGUUAUGAUACCUAUUGUCAAAAAUCACUAAAUGACCCCCAAGAAACUAUCAUUGAGCCUAAAAUAUAAUUGUUUUAUUGUAGGUAUUUUGAAUUUACUGAGUAAUUAUUUACAAUAAUAUGAUACUUCAAUUCAAUUCUGUCUGUCUCCUAAAGUAAAAAAUUAAAUAAAAUUGACUAAGGCCCGGUUUUACCUAAAAUGUGUACAAUCAACCAAUCAUAACAUUAAAAAUUAUCAUAUUGUCAUCUUUUAAAAAUCGAUUGAAACAUUUCCUCUCCGCCCCAUUUAGGUGGAAACGGGGUCUAAAUAUUAAAUAUAUAUGUCGCAGAAAAAUGGUAUUAACCGGGAUUUCACCAUAUCCCUUAGGGAAAUGGUCAAACCUCGCGAGAUGUUUAAAACGACAACUCAGACUAUUUCACUAAAAUAUAGUAUGUUUAAGUCAAUUGUUAAAUGUUUGAAACAAAACAAGAAAGCAAACGUAUUUAUUCCGCAGAUCAAUUACAGCUAAUUCGUAUUAUUAAGAUUAAAUAAAGUCAAAAUAUUGUCCAUUUAAAAUUAUUAAUAUUGUAACAUUAGAUCUUAACUGACUUGACUCUUAAGAAGUCUAUACCAAAUGUUAAUGUUAUUUAGAUAAUAAUAUUAUAUGUGUGCAAUCGGCAAGAUGAGAAGUCGAUCAAUUUUCGAUAUUUUUCGAAUCGAUGUUCGAGGAAACGAUAAAGAAUUACUGAAAUAUUUCAAAACGAUGUUGCGGAUUGUGCACAUGUCCAAUGCGAUAUUGUCAAGACCUCUAGCUUAAUCAUUUUUGGAUAUGGAAUAGUUACUAUUUGGCGUAAAUAAAUGUAUCAUAAACGAU
Maniola jurtina (meadow brown) is the source of this 3712-nucleotide messenger RNA. Its product is annotated as protein wingless-like. The transcript has 8 exons. The record is from RefSeq and is a predicted model, not a curated record. Gene Ontology annotation, biological process: canonical Wnt signaling pathway; cell fate commitment; multicellular organism development. Lineage: Eukaryota; Metazoa; Arthropoda; Insecta; Lepidoptera; Nymphalidae. Gene Ontology annotation, cellular component: extracellular region. Gene Ontology annotation, molecular function: frizzled binding; cytokine activity. The coding region runs from base 353 to 1432 and encodes 359 amino acids.